Molecule: messenger RNA, 4554 nt
Organism: Serinus canaria (Common canary)
Lineage: Eukaryota; Metazoa; Chordata; Aves; Passeriformes; Fringillidae
Gene: AK5
Product: adenylate kinase 5
Exons: 13
Coding region: 11-1630 (539 amino acids)
Biological process (GO): nucleoside triphosphate biosynthetic process
Cellular component (GO): cytosol; cytoplasm
Molecular function (GO): nucleoside diphosphate kinase activity; ATP binding
Source: RefSeq, a predicted model, not a curated record
GAAUGGAUUAAUGUGUUACAAACCCGAUGACCCAAUUGAAUAUUUGGAAAGCUGUUUGCAGAAAGUAAAAGAGCUUGGAGGGCCAGAAAAAGUGAAAUGGGACACUUUUGUCAGCCCAGAAAAGAAGACCCUGCCUCCACUCAAUGGAGGACAAUCCCGGAGGUCUUUUUACAGGAAUGUGAUGCCUGAUAACUCUAACUUCCCCUACCGACGCUACGACCGACUGCCUCCCAUCCAACAGUUUUCCAUAGAAAGUGACACUGACCUUUCUGAAACUGCUGAGCUAAUUGAGGAGUACGAUGUGUUUGACCCUGCAAGACCUCGACCAAAAAUUAUCCUUGUCAUAGGUGGCCCGGGAAGUGGUAAAGGGACACAGAGUCUGAAAAUAGCAGAACGUUAUGGAUUUAACUACAUAUCAGUUGGUGAAUUGUUAAGGAAGAAAAUCCACAGCACAAGCAGCAAUAGAAAAUGGAGCUUAAUUGCCAAAAUCAUUACUACUGGAGAACUGGCUCCUCAGGAAACAACCAUAACUGAGAUAAAGCAGAGAUUAAUGCAGAUCCCUGAUGAAGAGGGGAUAGUGAUUGAUGGAUUUCCCAGAGAUGUUGCCCAGGCAAUCUCCUUUGAGGACCAAAUCUGUACCCCAGAUUUGGUGGUGUUUCUGGCAUGUUCCAGUCAAAGGCUGAAAGAAAGGUUACUGAAGCGUGCAGAACAGCAGGGGAGACCUGAUGAUAACCUGAAAGCCACUCAAAGAAGACUAAUGAAUUUCAAGCAGAAUGCAAUCCCACUGGUUAAAUAUUUCCAGGAAAAAGGGCUGAUUAUCACAUUUGAUGCAGACAGAGAUGAAGAAGAAGUGUUCUCUGACAUAAGUUCUGCAGUUGACAAUAAACUAUUUGCAAACAAAGAGACUGCAGCAGGACCAAAUGAACUUGAUUGCAGUCUGAUUAUGGAUUCUGGAGAUGCUGUUUACACAGAAUUUGACUUUGAAGACCAGGAGGAGGAUCAGUCAAGUUUUUCUGGUUAUGAGAGCACAGGAGACUUUUCGGAAGAUCUAAGGAAAUCAAACAUCAUUUUUGUUGUUGGUGGGCUUGGCUCUGGCAAAGGUAGCCUAUGUGAACAGUUAGCCAAGAAAUAUGGAUUUACUCACCUGUCCACCAGUGACCUUCUCCAAAAUGAAUUAUUGUCAUUAUCAGAGAGAAGUAAAUUGAUCAAAGACAUUGUGGAAUGUGGUGAACCUGUACCGGGCGGUAUUGUUCUAGAGCUACUGAAAGAAGCCAUGGUUUCCAAGCUAGGGGAUACAAAAGGAUUCCUGAUUGAUGGGUAUCCCCAAGAGCUGAAAGAUGCAGAAGAGUUUGAGAGCAAGAUUGGGGAACCAAAGCUCGUGCUCUGCCUGGACUGCUCUGCAGAAACCAUGAGCAGUCAGAACUCUGAGAACACUGAAACCACUGAGGACAGAACUGAAGGCUACUACCAAGCAUCAAACCCUCUGUUUGCAUACUAUGAAAGCAAGACACAGCUAUGCAAGGUUGAUGCAGAAGGAAGACAGGAGGAUGUUUUCCUGGAAAUCUGCAAGACAAUUGACUCUUUUCUGAAAAAGGAAGAGGCUGCAUUUUUUUCACCAGAAAUGCAGUAAUGGUGUGUAAGGUGUGUACACAGCCUUGCCCACGUGCACCCCACAGCCAUGAUUUGCUGGUCAAAGCAGAGCUGCUUCUUGAGUGGCAUCUGGAAUUUGUGCACGUGGUGUUACUCUAGAUGAAAUCUUAGUUCUGAAAGUACACUCAACAGAAAGUGGUCUGUAUGCUAACCCCACUCUGAGAACUAUAUUUUGUUUUCUUGGGUGUUUGCUCUUCAUGGGUUAAAAGCAGCAAGACGGGCAGCAGCUCUGGGUUUGUAUUUCAUGGUCACACACAUUCCACGGAAAAUGGGGCAGUGCCUGGCCAGCAGGGAGCUCUCCACCUACCCCAGUCACUGUCCAGCAGACUGACAUUAGGGUUAUUGCAUACAAGUCUCCAUUGAUUAUUAUUUUCUUUUUAUUAACAGUAUUAAUUUUUGUGGUGUCAGCUUGUUCUUGGGCUUUAGUGCCUGAAACCUAUUCUCUGUAACAUGCAGCUCUAAAAGAGCUGGAAUUACUCAAGCUACAAGUUAAAAUAACCUUUUCACACAUGCCCAGAACACUGUUACAAGGAGAAAAAUUCAUUGAAGAUACAGCUGAAUGUUGUGGAAGUCUGUCAACCCGUUAUUGGGAAGCAGACACCAUUUUUGAGACAGUCUUGUCUUCUGCUGGGAAUGUUAUGAUUUUAUAACUGACUUCCCAGUUUUGUGAGCUGAGAAUGAUUAUUGUAUUGUAUAAAUGUGCAGUCCAGUAAUGGUCCAUAUUAACAGCACAUGUGCUAUGGCUAUUAAAAUCCAUAUGUAAAGUUGGUUAUGAGCCAGAACAUCUCAUGUCAUCUCUAAAUUUCACUUUGGAAGUAUUCCAAAUGCAAAGUUCAGAUCAUCAUCUGUUGUCUUGUACUGGCAUUGCCAAAACUUGUGAAGGUGUGGUGGGGUGGGAAACCAAAUAAACAGGAAAAUGUCAGGGAUUAUUUGAUUCAUAUUGCUUGCACCUUUAGUAAGCCAUUUAUCUGUAAUCUGCAAAAAAGUCUGUAAAAGUGCUAUCGUAUUUCUGUUAGGUUAACUAAAAUAUUGUGGAGUUUCUUUGGUAAUACUGACAGCUAAAUAAAAGCUUGUUUGACGUUGCUGUAAAGUAACUGCAUCCUCUUACUGGAACUACUGGAUGAAUUUACAGUGAAAGUGGGUUGCAUGAUUGCUUGUACUGUCAAAGGUGUACUUUAUGAAGCAGAUUUGCAUUUUUAAAGUUACCUUUCUUGUAAUGAAGACAUAAUACAAAUAAAACAUGUACAAAAAUGAGGAGUAAUUAUUUCUGUUACAGUAUAUGUGGGUUUAAUCCUUUUCAAAGCACAGUACAUGACUUGAAAAUAUAGCUCAAAUCAGCAUGCUUACAGAGUAUGUCCUUUUUCCAAUCAGGGCAGAUUCUUCUCUUUCCUUUUCUUCCUUAGCAUUUGCCCUGUAGAUGCUAAUUCAAUUAUUUUUUAGGGUCUGUUUUAUGUAUGUUCUUAUCCUUCAUAUCAUGGAUGUUCCUUCUUUCCUGGGUCCUUCUAUAGCCUACAUUUUACCUCUGGUGCUCUAGAAGUGCUUCUCCAGCUCCAGCCAGUGCCAUUGAGCAGCAGCAGCAGUGCCUGCAGUACCACAGCAGCUCCCCAGGGCAGCUCUGGCCACUCCGGCCCUGACGCACCAGCAGCUGCUGCUGCUUCUUUUUAAAACAAGAACAUUCUGCAGUUACCACAAAGUUGCAAAUUCAUCUGGGUAGGUUUUCUGGAAUAUUUUCUAUGCUAUUUAAUUACAGUAGAAGUUAUAGUGUAGAGUCUCACACUUGUGCAGGAUGGGAACAAAGGCAACAAUCAGCUGCUAUUUUGUUGGGGUUUUUUAAAUCGAAUCACAAAAAUUAUUAACCAUACACUUUCAGUUUAAUUUUUAUUUCUGCUUCUUCUGUCUUUUCUGUGUAAAAAACCAAAAAAAUCCCAUGCUUGAUUUGGUGUUAUGUGCAUUAGAUACCUAUUUGCAUACGUUCAUAAUGUAUGCAGAAGCAAUAGCUGUAUAUGCAUGCAUAGGGAAACAUUAAUAUUUAUACAUAUUCAAUAAAAUAGGACUUAUCCAAGACACUCAUGAGUGAUUCAGACUUGAAAUUAUUCUUUAGCUUCCGACCUUGUUCCAAGGAUACCAAGAUCUUUUGUUUUUUCCAAGUAUCCUAAACUGAUGACUGAGUAUUUUCUCUAAUUUAGUUUUCUUAUUUUAUUCCCAUAAUUUUUCAGGAUAUAAACAGGAAAUUAAUGUUACCAGAGAUCCUUUUUCCUGAUAAUACACCUUCACCAACUCUAGUUUCCUAUAAAGACCAUGAAUGAUGUGGAAAGCAUAUUUUUAUGGUCUUAAAAGCCUCUCAGAGCAGUAUCUUUUCCAAUUAAAACUAAAAUACAUCAUGUGAGUUUUGUGUUGUGUUUUUUUAAGGUUUAUUGAAUUUAUCUAAGAAUGAGAUACGUGAGAUAUGCUUACAUAUGAUACUUGCUCAGUGUUUUAGUAACUGUACUGUAUUACUUUCUAAAUAGAUUAAAUGCCUACAUUCUUUUUUCUGAAGCAAAAAAUAGCUACACCUAAAGUUACUGCAAAAAUACUGACCAAUUUAUAAUUAAAGUUACUAGGUGCAGCCAGCCAAUUAUCCUUCCUAUUGCCAUCUUUUGUAGUCAAAUUAGUUUGUUUUCUAGCUAAUUGUUAUAAGUAUUCUAGCUUCAAAGCAACUGGAAGUCUAUAACAGUUAUAAAAUAAUCAAGUGUUUCUGAAUCACAAGCUAUACAUUUCAAUAAAAAAUAUAUUAAGUAAAAUAUGUCACAAUAAUUACAAAGCUUCUCAGACAAUGGUAUACACUGUACCAAGGCUACUAAAAUCUGGAUUUUCUGUGGUCUGACAGAGAAGUCUGUGAGUGAGGAAGGAGAGAGCUGGAAUGCU